Molecule: messenger RNA, 817 nt
Organism: Aureobasidium pullulans EXF-150
Lineage: Eukaryota; Fungi; Ascomycota; Dothideomycetes; Dothideales; Saccotheciaceae
Exons: 1
Coding region: 245-718 (157 amino acids)
Source: RefSeq, a predicted model, not a curated record
CAGGAGACAAAGACCAGCGAUACAUUAGAGCUUACGACGACAGUCUGGCAAUGAAAGGCAUACAAAGCAUUGUAGGUGCCUCAUGCAACACAAAGAGAGACGGCUUGAUGGCCUCGUCCUGUGUCCCGCCACUCACACCUGUAUUGCUGAUCUACCGCCAAUUCAUCGACGACGUUGAUAUCUUGCUCAUGCAUGGUCAAUUUGUUUGCCACUUUCCUUUCUCUGCUUGAUCUCUCAUCGUUGUAUGCUCUUUCCAUGGUUGAUGAUUGCAAUAUUUCGCUUCCUGAACACCCCCAUGUCUCUGGUUCAGCUUUCAAAUGACUGUACAAACGCAUGUCACGAACAGAGCAACCUCUUAUCGUCAACGUGUUUCGCCCUACCCAUAAACCGCAAUGCAGUAAACAAAUACAGUAAAUGGAAAAGACUCACCACCAGCGUUUUUCUGUGCCGGCGACUCGUCCGCACUCGAUCGAAGUCUUGGGAACCACCAUUGCCCAGAAGAAGAGACAUUGAUGGGCAUUUGAAAUUUCACACCGAGAUAUGCCAUGCGUUUUUUUACCCUGAAAUCUAUGAUGGGAAAGAUCUACAAAUGUCAGACACUGCAACAUGGCAAAAUGGAAAGACAAACAAUCCUUCCAGCGGGUGCAUCCUUCCCUUGCCAUUCCUACCCAAGAAUAUCAAUCACAUGGAAUCCUACCCAGAGUUUGGGGGUAUUUGAGUAGGAAGAUUAUUUAUUAACACGUCAUUCAUCUAUAAGCAAGAAAUACCCAAUCAAGUGUUCCUAUAGUCCUCGGCCAAUGGUAAUACAAGGAAGGAG